Messenger RNA from Suillus fuscotomentosus, 651 nucleotides. RefSeq lists its product as uncharacterized. Bases 1 to 651 code for a protein of 216 amino acids. The record is from RefSeq and is a predicted model, not a curated record. The transcript has a single exon. NCBI's taxonomy places the organism in Eukaryota, Fungi, Basidiomycota, Agaricomycetes, Boletales, Suillaceae.
AUGCUUUUGGUAAACUUAAAGGAGUUUGACUCUAGCAGCCCUGAUGUAUGGGAUUUAGGACCCAAUCUGUCUCUACAAAUCUUGCAUGCAUAUAUCCGAGUUUCUUAUGCUGAGCUAUCACAACACCAGUUCUUCAUAAUUGAGCCCUGUCAGUCCCCAAAUCAUGUUGUCUGGACAUUGGCUAUUCCAGACCCUGUUACCACCGUGAUGUGCCUGCAACACAACUGGGGUUCAGAUAUGAAGGAGAUCAUGCUUACUCUCAUUCAAAGAGGCAUAGCAUUUAGGACCCUGCAGUGUAUGACUGUCAUGCCCAACUUGCAGCACCCCCCUCUUGAGCUUCGUACCCAUACCUUAGGUCACCGGCAAUCCCCCUUCCAUGCAAUAUACAUGGAUUAUGUCAUAUACAAGCAGAUAUAUCAUGAGUUUAUGAACUGGCCCCAAGCAAGGGCUGCUUUUCUGCAUGGGGGACUCAUAUGGCGGUUGGCUUUGCACAGCCUCGGCUUCAAUUAUCUCUCAUCUGUCCUUGAUGGUAUCUCGCCUGAAGCUGUUCCAUUUGGUCUCCUAUUGUAUAGCAAUGACCAGACUUACUAUGAUGAUGAGUUGUUGGAAGAAGAAAUCAAUUUUAUGUGCAGGACAUACUACAUGCACUAG